AUGUGCCGAGCCAAGCUUGAUAGUCUGACCUCAGAGGAGGCCUGCCCACAGGGCCUCGAAGAUCUGCAGAUGCACGCAGAGAGCCUUGCCAAGAGCUUGCGUUCCCAGACCUGCCAGGAUACUUUCAGGAACCUGGGCGACCCGGAUGCUGCGGAGCACAUGACACGCUACACAGCCUGGGCGGCGCAAGCCCAGCCCAAGGAGGCCUCCAAACGGGCCUCCAAGGCCCGGAUGGGUGCGGCCUCGGGUGUGGCCUUGGCCGCAGAUGUGCUCGCCAAAUCACUGGCACGCAUGGGCACCAUGCGUACCAGAUUUCGCCAGCUUCACGUGACACUCCAAGACCUUGAAGAGACUCGUGAAUUGGCCUCCGCAUUCAAUGGAGAACGGCCGGUGGCUGCAGACAUUGCAGUAGAGGCCUCCGACGCCUUAGCUCAGGCAGCAGAGCGCUGUCGACUUGCACUUGAGAUGCUCCCCGCUUCCACAGCUUGGGUGGAGCUGCCCGAUCCGGGCAGCAUAGCGGAUGCACUGGAAGCAGCCGCAAUAGCCCUGGAGAAGGGCAGGUCGCAGCUUGCGGAGCUGGAGGCCUUCCAAGUUGUUGCAGUUAAUCGAAUCGAAGCCCGGGAAAAAAAUAUUGCAUCCGCGAAGCGCGACAACUCCGACAACUUCGACAGCCUGACUUCUGUGAGCCUCUUGGGACCCUUUGGGCUCAAGGCCCUCACCGAAGGCCUCGGCAACCCUGAUCCGGGGAUGGGGAGAUCCGAGACAUCAGAGGAGUGUGGCCGCAGCUGGAGCGAUGUUCGGGGCCUGCUUAAGGUUUUCGGGACAGGGUCUCGCAGCAUCGAUACGGAAGCAGCCACCACUGUCCUAAGCGAAGUGUUCCAUGUGUUUGAUGAUCUCAUCGAUGGGUUGGCACGCAUUCUCGAAGAGUUGAUCUGCUUGGAGAGUGAGACUGAAUCGAUGUGUCCGGCGCUGCUGGGCGCCGCUCAGGUUCAGAGUGACCUGUUGGAAUGGAAGCUAACCCUGCUUGACAAUGAGACGAACCAGGUAAGCGUACUAAGUGCGCAGCAGAGCUGCCAACUCACGGACUUCGUUGAGGUAGUGCUGGCCGUCGGCGAUGCAAUGCUGGCAGCCACAGCCCAGAUGCGACGGAGGCGCAGAAAAGUCGUGGAGGGCUUAAAGGCAUCGAUUGAAAUCAAAGCAGCGAUGAUGCCAAGUUUGGGGAAGAGCGGGCCGUCACAGCUCUUUGCAGACUGA
Symbiodinium natans is the source of this 1254-nucleotide messenger RNA. The record is from the annotation of a GenBank genome assembly. Lineage: Eukaryota; Dinophyceae; Suessiales; Symbiodiniaceae.